CUACUUUUCAGAAUGAGGGUUUGUAUCUAUCAGCUCCUUCUAAACGCACCAGCUUUUCAAACCAAAGAAGCAGUAACUUUAAGGAAAAAGUCGGAAGAAAAUAUUAGUAAUAACUAAUGAAAAAAGAGGCUAAAAAGCGCUGGUGCAAAUGAAGCCUCCAGCAGCGCAAGUACAGACGACCUGCGUGUCUUUACAGUUGGUUACUUGCUCGUAAUCAUAUAUCUUUCUAUCAUGUUGGGAAGCUUUUCUCCUUAAGGACACAAGUUCUACUUAGCUAUGGCAGGUAUUGCCGUAAUUGGUAUGGCAGUUGGCAUCUCAUAUGGUUUAGGAUCAGGAUUUCAACUGAAGAAAACAAAUGUUCAUGAUGUUCUGGCGUUUUUGUUACUUGGCAUUGGUGUAGAUGAUGUUUUUUUUUUUGUACAAAACUGGGAAAAUAUUGGUGGACCACAACCUGAAGGGCGAUCAAUUCCAGAAAAAGUUUCGGCUGCUCUCAAAAAUGCAGGCGUAUCUAUCUUGGUUACAACGUUAACGGAUGUGUGUGCAUUUCUGAUUGGUGCUACUACAAUACUUCCUGCGCUACGUUCGUUUUGCAUUUGGUGUAGCAUUGGCAUUUUAUCAGUGUUUAUCCUCACCAUUACAUUUUUCACUGCAUUGCUCGCCAUUGAUGCUAAGCGGCAAUAUAACAGACGUGACGCGUGUUUGUGUUGCAUAAAACUAAAAAAGAAUUGGCAACCAAUGGAAUGUAGCGAGAGGGGUUACCUACAGUUAUUCGUACAGAAGAUAUACGGACCUGCUUUGGUUUACAUACCUGGAAAGAUAAUAACGUUGUUAGCUGUUGCUGGUUUGCUAGCAGGUGGUGCUUAUGGACUUUCUAAAUUAGAACAAGACUUUGAUUUCAACUGGUUUAUGCCGCCAUCUUCGCCACCAAGAAAAUUUAUCAUCAAUAGCGAAAUAUUUUUUCCAAAUAAUGGCCUUCCCUCAGGCGCGUAUACUGGAGAUAUCUCCUACAACAGAGAACAUGCAGUAAUUAUUAAAAUCGUGAAUGAACUUGAAUCAGACUCAUAUGUUGCUAAUGGUACUGUGAUCAGUUGGUACCAUCAGUAUAAGAAAUGGUUAGACGCAUCAUCAUACCGAAUUGAAUUGAAUCGAACUAAAGAAUGUAAUGAAUCGGUGAUAGCAUGCGAGCUACCUUCUGACAAACGCUUCUAUGAACUUCUUAAACUAUUUUUAAACACGAAGACUGGUGCGUUUUUCAAAAAUGAUAUUUCUUUUCAUGAAACAAAGAAUUCUAUAAAGGGUGCUGCGAUACCAUUUAAACACGUACUGCUUGAUAAUGCUGCUGUCGAGAUCAAAGCAAUGGACUCUGUGCAGGAACAUAUUGAGCCAGGAUUGACUCCUUCUGAAAAGAAUGCAUUAUUACCUUUCGUAUACUCGUUUGCGAUAUUUCGUAGGAAACAAAUAAGGUUAUAUCGAAAGAAUUAAUCCGAAAUAUAUCUCUUGCUGGACUUUGUGUAUUUAUUGUCACCCUGUUUCUGCUAUCAAAUUUGUAGGCGUCGCUAAUGGUUGUCUGUUGUGUGGCUUUAGCCUUGAUCGACAUAGCUGGUUUUAUGUAUUUCUGGGGAUUGACGGUGGAUACAGUCACAACGAUUAUAAUGGUGCUUGCGAUUGGGUUGACUGUUGUUUAUUCCGCUCAUAUUGCGCACGGCUUUAUGGUUUCGCGUAAACCAACACGAAACGAGAGGAUGGUUGUCGCACUAGGUGAAAUAGGGCCAGCGGUUAUUCAUGGAGGUAUGAGCACAUUGUUGGCCUUCAUACUACUCGUUGCGUCUGAAUCUUAUGUCUUUAAAACGUUUUUUAAAAUAAGAGUUUGAAUUAUCACUUAAAAUUCCUCUAAAACUCAUGCACACAUAAAAGUUACAGAUUUUAAAAUGGAACUUAACCUCGCAUUACACUUCUUGAUUUCUUUUUCAAAUCAUGUACGGCUCUUCAUAGGUGUUUUUCUUGUUUGUUAUGUUCGGCAUGUUUCAUGGUUUGGUCUUUUUACCUGUAAUCUUAAGCUUGCUUGGUCCUGCUCCUUACGCGGCACACGAAAAUGCGUUAAAAAUAAACAAGACUGAAGGAACUGUCAAUAACGGAGUAAUCUAAGACGAACCAGUGAGACUUGAAAAUAUGAAGCAAAAUGGCGAGGCUGUUGAAGUCCAUAGCACAGAUGCAAACUAUAACGAAGCUUACACACAGAAAUAUGUUGUAAAGGUAGAAAAGAGUUAAAGGUAGCCAAGCAUUGAAGUUUAUAUAAUAACACCUUCAAGAACGCGAACGCCAACGAUUUUAGUGUGCGUUAUGUGAUGGUUGUUUUAUCUAUGUUAUAUCAUUCAAUUUGUAACGUAGUGUGGUAUGUAUAAAUAUAUAUACAUAUUUUAUAUUU
Messenger RNA from Hydractinia symbiolongicarpus, 2425 nucleotides. Its product is annotated as NPC1-like intracellular cholesterol transporter 1. NCBI's taxonomy places the organism in Eukaryota, Metazoa, Cnidaria, Hydrozoa, Anthoathecata, Hydractiniidae. The record is from RefSeq and is a predicted model, not a curated record. Bases 277 to 1482 code for a protein of 401 amino acids. The transcript is spliced from 14 exons. Gene Ontology annotation, cellular component: membrane.